AAUAGCUGAAUGCUUCUUUGUCAGAAACUAUUGUGCGUUGGUCUUUACAAACAUCCCUGGCUGCAAUUCUCAAAAAAACAUUGAAACCGCUUUCAGUGUAUUAAACGGCGAAAAAAUGCCCUCAACAAUUGGCAAAAAAAAAUCAAUGGCUACUGUUCAGCACAAGUUUUCCAAAAUUUCGAAAAUGAAAGAAAUUACGCUACGCACGAAACCUUUUUACUUGGAAAAUAUACCCUGGAGGAUUAAAGUUCAACGACAAGUAACUAAUGGAGUAUUAUAUUUCGGAUUUUAUGUUGAAUGUAGUUCAUGUACAAUAGACAAAACAAAGGGUCAAUAUGCUGAAUUUAAAAUGCGACUUUUGUCUCAAGAAGCAGGAAAUAAAUUUAUUGAAAAAGAAGUCAAUCAUCUUUUUAAUAACAAGGAGAAUGAUUGGGGAUUCCGACAGUUUUUGAAAUGGGAAGAACUUCUUAAUCCUGAUAAAGGAUACAUCAAAGAUGAUUCUAUUACUGUGGAGGUUGAUUUAGAAAUAGAUGCGCCGUACGGUACUUCGAAAACGAUUUUUCGUUACACUCUUAGCAAUGUGUCGACGAUAGAUGUUGAACAAUUCUCUGCUCCAUUCUAUCUUCAAAAUUUGCCAUGGGUAAUCAGGGUCGUACCACGAUCAGAACAAACUGACGAAAAGCCGCCGAAAAAUUCACUUGGAUUUUUUCUUCAAUGUAAUAAAGAAGGCGAGUUAUGGAGUUCUUACGCUAAUGCAGAUUUUCGCCUUCUAUCCCAUAACUCGGAACAAGAUUAUUUCAACAAAAAAAUCGAACAUGUCUUUAGUAGCAAAGAAAAUGAAGCAGAUUUCGGUGACUUUAUAGAUUGGCAAGUAGUAUUUAAUCCUGAUAAAGAUUACAUUAAAAACGACUCUAUAAUAUUGGAGAUUCACUUAAUGGCAGAUUCACCAAAAGGAGAAAGUUGCAAUUUAGAGCUAUGUAUAAGGACAGAGUAUACUUUUAAUUUCACUAUUGAAAAUAUUUCAAAAAUGAAAGUUUCCAAACUCUCUGAGCCAGUGUAUGUUGGACAGUUACCCUGGUUAAUUAAAGUUGCGCCACUAACAGGACAAAAUCAAAAAAAGGCUAUAGAAUUUCUUGGUGUUUUUCUUCAAUGUAAUGAAGAAGGAGAAUCCUGGGCAUGUUCCGCUAAUGCUGAAUUGCGCCUUCUUUCUCACGAACCAGGACAUAAAUAUUUUGCACGAAAUAUCGAACAUCUUUUCUGUAACGAAAAUAAUGUUUGGGGAUUUAAUUGUUUCAUGAAGUGGCAGGAUGUACUUAAUCCUGUUAAAGGUUAUAUUAAGAAUGAUUCUAUAACGGUGGAGGUUCAUCUACUAGUGAAAGACGAAUCUAAAAAUAGCUAAUACUACUAAUAUAGAAAAAUAUAUUAGUUUAAUCAUAUAAGAAUUCUACGAAUACCUUCCAAAGUGAAAUUAAAAGACGAAUUGUUAGCUUUGUGUCACUGAUACAUGACACUUUAAUUUUAAGAUCAAAAAAGAGUAUAUUUUUCGUUUUCCAAUAAUUGGGUACUUUUUUAUAGUUUUAAAAAAGUUUAAAAACAAAUUCGUUUUUUUAAUUAAAAAAAAAAUUAUUUCGAUCGGCGACUGUAAAAAUUUAUUCUUUAUUUUAUUUAAGUGUAAGAAGUACUUAAAAGCAUAGUGCUAAUAUUGUAAGUCAUUUCUUAAAAAGUAUUAAUAUAAGUAUUGUUUCACAUUCCCAGAAUGUAUUGUACAAAAAAAUCUUACAUAUUAUAGAGUAUUGUUUUUUGGAAACAUUUCAUUUAGCACUAUGAGAAUUUUGGUAUUUUCAAUACUAGUAUUUAAUAUAGUUAAAAUAAUUUUCAACUACUGAAAGUUCUCGUGAUAUAAAGAAUGUUCCUGAUAAAAGUAUAUAAAAAAAUGUAUUUUUCUAUGAAUAUAAAAAUUUUGUAUAAUAAAAUAAAACAAAAAUA
Molecule: messenger RNA, 1986 nt
Organism: Leptopilina heterotoma
Lineage: Eukaryota; Metazoa; Arthropoda; Insecta; Hymenoptera; Figitidae
Product: ubiquitin carboxyl-terminal hydrolase 7-like
Exons: 8
Coding region: 116-1399 (427 amino acids)
Molecular function (GO): protein binding
Source: RefSeq, a predicted model, not a curated record